This is a messenger RNA of Volvox carteri f. nagariensis, 1834 nucleotides long. RefSeq lists its product as uncharacterized. Gene Ontology annotation, molecular function: ATP binding; DNA binding; DNA topoisomerase type II (double strand cut, ATP-hydrolyzing) activity. Lineage: Eukaryota; Viridiplantae; Chlorophyta; Chlorophyceae; Chlamydomonadales; Volvocaceae. Gene Ontology annotation, cellular component: nuclear chromosome. The coding region runs from base 173 to 1411 and encodes 412 amino acids. Gene Ontology annotation, biological process: meiotic DNA double-strand break processing; DNA topological change; meiotic DNA double-strand break formation. The record is from RefSeq and is a predicted model, not a curated record. The transcript is spliced from 12 exons.
AACCAAAUAAUGUAGCGCCCUGCAAUAAAUUUCCGGCAACAUGAAUUAAGAAGCGCGGGUAAACGGCAGCAAGUUGCAACGCCGGACAGACAGUUAGCGGAACUUCUUUUUUUAUCACACUUCGGAGUUGAGAGUACCAGCACCUCAACGUGUGAGAGAAAAGUUGGCAUAAAUGUCGAAAAGGGGGGGGACGGAACAGGCGCUUGCCAUAGCUAAGGGCAAGAAAAUCCGCGCUGCAGAGGACGUGCUGAAGAAGGUCAAAGCCUUGGCGGCAGAACUUAAAGGCAACAACGAAAUUGAAAAGACCCUGGGCGAAUUGAAACUGCCGUACAACUGCCGCGAGGUGGUGGACAAGGACACGGACGAGGUACUGGCGGAGAUCGAGACGGCCAUCUACGCAGUGGCUGCCAGUAUCAUGGAUGGGGAGGGCUUUAGCUUUGAUAUACCCUCCCGAGCCAAGGGGAACCAGAUGUACGUCCCCGAGCUGGACCGAAUCGUGCUACGGGAUACGGUGUCCAAGAGGCCUUUCGCAAACACCGCCACUUGCAGGAAGGCCGCCAUCACCGCCCGCAUCCUCAGCCUGGUCCACGAGCUGGUGGGCAAGAGGAUUCACGUCACCAAGCGUGACCUUUUCUACACGGACGUAAAGCUGUUCGAGGACCAGUCCCAGUCGGAUGCGGUCCUGGAUGACCUGGCGUGUAUGCUGGGUUGCACCCGCUCUAGUCUGAACGUGGUGGCUUCCGAGAAGGGGGUGGUGGUGGGUCGACUGAGUUUCCGGGAGGACGGAGACUUCAUCGACUGUCAGAGAAUGGGAGUGGGGGGGAAAGCCAUUCCGCCAAAUAUUGACAAGGUCUCGGACAUUUCCUCGGAUGCCGCCUUCAUCUUGCUGGUGGAGAAGGAUGCCGCCUUCAUGCGGCUGGCUGAGGACCGCUUCUACAACACCUACCCGUGCAUCAUCCUCACCGCCAAGGGGCAACCGGAUGUGGCUACAAGGUUGUUUUUGAAGCGCCUGAAGAGCACCCUCAAGAUCCCCGUACUGGCACUCGUCGAUUCGGAUCCGUACGGCCUCAAGAUCUUGUCCGUAUACAUGAAGGGUAGCAUGAACAUGUCGUACGACUCGUCCAACCUGACCACACCAGAUAUCAAGUGGUUGGGUGUGCGCCCCUCGGACCUGGACCGCUUCAACAUUCCGCAGCAGUGCCGACUGCCCAUGACGGAGGAGGAUAUCAAGACGGGACGGAGGCUGUUGGAAGAAGACUUCAUCCGUGCCAACCCUGAAUGGGUGAAGGAGCUGGAGCUGAUGUUGGCCACCAAGGUGAAGGCUGAGAUCCAGGCCUUGUCGUCUUUCGGUUUCCAGUACCUCACGCAAGUCUACCUGCCGCUGAAGCUGCAGGAGGGCGACUGGGUUUGAGACCUUCAAACGUAUAGCAUUGUUGUGAAAGCCAAUUCCCCGAGAACUGCCUCGCACAGACAGACUGCUUUAGCAGGGCGACAAUUAGCUUGAGACAUCGUAUCGUGGUGCAGAUCGAGAUCCUGGAUCUCGUAUCCUGGAUCCCGUGGGUUACCUGUAGGGAAGGGAGUCUCGGAUGUAGCCCAUGAUCCUGAAUCUGUGCCCUGAAUCCUGGGAUCUAGGUUACUGAGAGGCCUUAGGUCGGUUAAGGCCUCUAUUUUUAUCUUGUACAUGAACGAAUGGUGUUGUUGCUAUUCAUUGAAAGAGUAUAACGGGCCAAGAAGGAGCAGCCAUGUCAACAGGUUGACUAACUAGUCCUGCAAACGAUAAGUUGUGCACCGUCAUGAAUAAUUAAAAAUCCAGGGAGGUGUAAAAACACUGGCG